CCAUCGCGCCCUGUCGACUUGCAGGUGGUUGAGAAUAACUCCUACAAUCUGACCCUCACUUGGCUGCCACCGAUCACCUCUAACGGCGAUCUCAUUAACUACGUCUCGAUCUUGACAACGGUGGGUGCGGAGGAACCGAUUUCGCUGUCCAGGAACCUCACCAAUAACACACUCAGCAUGGCAUGGGCCCAUGUGGACGGUUGCGGUAGCUACGUGGCCACGGUGCAAGCGGUGACGGCGCCGAGCAUUCUGAAACGCGGCGGCGGGGUUGGACCCGUAAUCUCUCUCAUGCUGGAAACCCCACCAACAGGUGCACUUGUGUGCGUAUGUGUGUAA
This is a messenger RNA of Protopolystoma xenopodis, 336 nucleotides long. The record is from the annotation of a GenBank genome assembly. NCBI's taxonomy places the organism in Eukaryota, Metazoa, Platyhelminthes, Monogenea, Polystomatidea, Polystomatidae.